AGAAAUGGAAGAAAAGAAGUUCAGGAGAAUUUCCCAAAGCCAAAGCUGCCCAUGGUCUUUUUAUUGAGAAAUUAGGGUUCUUUGGAUUUCCGAAAGAGAAAAAGAAGAAAGACAAUGUCUCUGUUUUUCAACCGAAUCUCGAAGUUCACUGUACGCAGGGACAAUGCUCGUUUCUUCUCAUCAUCAUUGCCUCAGUCUCCGUAUUUGCUGCUGGGCGGCAAAAAGUUGCGAGAUUCUCCGGAGGGUCAAAUCGGUAAGCACAGGUUUCUCGACCCGACAACAGGAGAUAGAGUGUAUAGCAGUGAGAAGACGGUUCCAAAGGAGCUCAAUGGACAACCUCUUCUUGGAACAUCACAAGGCUGGGUCGCUUGUCUGGAGAAUAAAGAUUUUACCGUACGUCUCACGGAUCUGUACAAGCCCUGGAUCUCAUCAUCUCCAAAAGUCAUAUCAUUGCCUUCAAUCGGGUUUAAACCCUCGACACAUGCCACGGAAGUGUCUCUCUCUUCUUCUGAUCCUGUCCAUGACAAGGACUUGGUUGUGGCUGCAAAGUUCAGUGAGUAUCAGCUAAGUGUAUGUUGUGACUCUAAGUGGACUCACAUUGACACCCCUUACUCUCUUUUACCACCCUCUGAUCUCAUGUAUUCCAAGAGAGACAAAGCCUUUUACUUUACCAGCUUUAAAGGUCUCUACAUGGGUUCUUUAGAUCUCACCGACAACGAGCUCGACUUUCAAGAACUACGCCUACGAGACCAGCCUAAGAUCGGAGGGGCAGGUUGGGAGAUGUUGGAUAAAUGUUUCAUGAGCAACCACUUAGUGGAAUGUCCCUCUGGUGAACUUUUCUUCAUCAAGUGGUACACAGAUUGCAUUCGCAGACAGCACGGGGAAUAUAUACUUAUGCACGGCAUAACUAAGCGGUUCAUGGUGUUUAGGGAAGAUGAGAAGAGCAAAGACUUUUAUUACACUGAAGAUAUUGGAGAUCUCUGCAUCUUCCUUGGCAAGAGUGAAGCCUUCUGUGUCUCGGCAAGCAUGUACCCGGGGCUCAAGCCUAACUCUAUUUAUUACAUUGGCCCGGGCAUUGGUUCUUACGAUCUUGCUACUGGAAUAGUCCGUUCCUUCGAUCCCCCACGUGAUUCACGUGAACCCUCGCUGGUCCCUUACCCUUAUUGGCUUAAUCCCACUAAUCCCAUUGCUUAACAUUAUUGCUCCUUUCUCAAUCUCUUCUUGGAGCUCUAGCUUGGAUUUGGUUUUAUUUAGUUCAAUAAGUGGUUGAUUGUUUUUGCCACUUUUGUCUUGUGUGUUGUGUUCUAAACCAAGUGAUAUCCAUCAUGCCCCUUUGAGUUUUUGGGUCUUGUGUUGGUUAGGUUUGUGUGA
Eutrema salsugineum is the source of this 1371-nucleotide messenger RNA. RefSeq lists its product as uncharacterized. Lineage: Eukaryota; Viridiplantae; Streptophyta; Magnoliopsida; Brassicales; Brassicaceae. The record is from RefSeq and is a predicted model, not a curated record. The transcript has 3 exons. The coding region runs from base 115 to 1194 and encodes 359 amino acids.